This is a messenger RNA of Anastrepha obliqua, 1979 nucleotides long. RefSeq names its product tubulin beta-2 chain (gene betaTub85D). The record is from RefSeq and is a predicted model, not a curated record. Gene Ontology annotation, biological process: mitotic cell cycle; microtubule cytoskeleton organization. Gene Ontology annotation, molecular function: GTP binding; structural constituent of cytoskeleton; GTPase activity. Bases 408 to 1748 code for a protein of 446 amino acids. The transcript is spliced from 2 exons. Gene Ontology annotation, cellular component: cytoplasm; microtubule. NCBI's taxonomy places the organism in Eukaryota, Metazoa, Arthropoda, Insecta, Diptera, Tephritidae.
CACCUUAAUCAUAUUUCGAAAAGAUUUUAGUCAGACGAUUGGAUUUUUAAAUUGCAAAAAUACGGUCCAAAGAUAAGUUAUCAAUUGUAAUUUCGCAAGUAUGUUCUGAAUGUCUAUAAGCUACAACGAUAAGUACUGCGAAUUGUUCUGACAGUAAAUUGCUAAACGGGAAAAGAGGUCUAGUCGACACGGUCGUCUGCACUAGAAAUUUUAAUUUUCUUUGCUUUACAACCAAUAGAAUUUUCAGCAACUGAUAGGUCCUGUCCUUAGUAGCACACACAGGUGAGCUAACUCUUUAACUCUAAAAGCAGCAGCAACAGCGACAUUUUCAAACCAAUCCUAAAAAGCAAUAAAUUUUGGAGUGUGUGUAGUUGGCGUGCAGUAAGCUUUAGCGGAAACAUUACAAUAUGCGCGAAAUAGUACAUAUUCAAGCUGGGCAAUGUGGCAAUCAGAUUGGUGGAAAGUUUUGGGAAGUGAUAUCUGAUGAACAUUGCAUCGAUGCUACAGGCACCUAUUAUGGUGAUAGCGAUUUGCAAUUAGAACGCAUUAACGUCUACUAUAAUGAAGCGACUGGUGCCAAAUAUGUACCUCGUGCCAUUCUUGUCGACUUGGAGCCGGGCACCAUGGACUCGGUACGCUCUGGCGCCUUCGGACAGAUCUUUCGGCCAGACAACUUCGUGUUUGGACAGUCAGGCGCGGGCAAUAAUUGGGCUAAAGGCCAUUACACAGAAGGCGCUGAAUUGGUCGAUUCAGUCCUUGAUGUGGUAAGGAAAGAGUCUGAAGGAUGUGAUUGCUUACAGGGGUUUCAGUUAACGCAUUCCCUUGGGGGUGGUACGGGCUCCGGCAUGGGCACGUUGUUGAUAUCGAAAAUUCGAGAAGAGUACCCAGACCGUAUUAUGAACACAUUUUCAGUGGUACCUUCGCCAAAGGUGUCGGAUACUGUCGUAGAACCAUAUAAUGCCACACUUAGCGUCCAUCAGCUAGUGGAAAAUACUGAUGAGACAUAUUGUAUCGACAACGAGGCUCUCUAUGAUAUUUGCUUCCGAACACUCAAACUAACUACUCCCACUUAUGGCGAUCUUAAUCAUUUGGUUUCGGCAACAAUGUCUGGUGUUACGACAUGCCUUCGCUUUCCUGGCCAGCUUAAUGCAGAUCUUCGGAAGUUGGCUGUGAAUAUGGUGCCAUUCCCACGAUUGCAUUUCUUUAUGCCUGGAUUCGCUCCGUUGACUUCGCGUGGUUCGCAACAAUAUCGUGCAUUAACUGUGCCCGAACUAACGCAACAAAUGUUCGACGCUAAAAAUAUGAUGGCUGCUUGCGACCCACGUCAUGGUCGUUACUUGACUGUGGCAGCUAUCUUUCGAGGACGUAUGUCUAUGAAGGAAGUUGACGAACAAAUGCUGAAUAUCCAAAACAAAAAUAGCAGUUUCUUCGUAGAAUGGAUUCCGAACAAUUGCAAAACAGCGGUAUGCGACAUUCCUCCGCGUGGUCUAAAGAUGUCAGCUACAUUCAUUGGCAAUUCUACUGCGAUUCAGGAAUUAUUCAAAAGAGUUUCAGAACAAUUUACGGCAAUGUUUAGGCGCAAAGCUUUUUUGCAUUGGUACACCGGUGAAGGUAUGGACGAGAUGGAAUUUACCGAGGCUGAAAGCAAUAUGAAUGAUUUGGUAUCGGAAUAUCAGCAGUACCAAGAAGCAACUGCUGAUGAAGAGGGAGAAUUCGACGAGGACGAGGAAGGAGGAGGCGACGAAUAACAGCUGCAUCAUAUCAACUGAUACUAGCCAGAGUGAGCCCAUUUGUCUGACUCAGAAGUUUGCUAAUAUUAACGCUGCAUCUUGGGGCCACUAAAUCGUAAAUUUCGAUUGUAGCAUGAUUAGUUUUUAAUUUACACCACAACGAGUAACUUAUGUUAUGCUAUUGAUUUCAUUCCCUUCUCAAUCUAUGUAAUGCGUACGCUUUUUAGUGAAAUUUAUUUUUAAAACGAA